Molecule: messenger RNA, 1492 nt
Organism: Uloborus diversus
Lineage: Eukaryota; Metazoa; Arthropoda; Arachnida; Araneae; Uloboridae
Product: SPRY domain-containing protein 3-like
Exons: 7
Coding region: 123-1232 (369 amino acids)
Molecular function (GO): protein binding
Source: RefSeq, a predicted model, not a curated record
GCAAUGAAUGGCAAGUCUUUUCGAGGUGAAAUGAUAUUUUAUUUCUGAGGGUCUUUAAAGAAAUUAGUUCAGUUAUUGCGUCAUGUUCGUUUGAUGUGCCGAACGCCAACAAAUUUUCUCAAAUGGCUGAAUAUAUGAAUCGUAUUGAAAAUGAAUCAGAAUUGAGGCAAGCACAAUACUUUGCUGAGAUUCUGCAAGGCGUGCACAACGAUCUAAAUCAGCAUCGUUUCGUUGAUCUGAAGUUACCUUCUCGUGAUGUUAGUGGCCUCAAAUAUCCGUUAAAGAAAAAUAAAGACUUACAUUUUACUCCUAUUCCAAUUCAUGGAGAUUCUAAGAGCUCUGAAGAAUCUCAAGAAAAAUUAACUGAAUCUGAUUCCGAGGAAUGUGGAAAUGAUGUACUUGGAAUAGGCCAAAGUGCUGAUGUUACAGAAGUGCCUUCAACAGAAAAUGUAAUUUAUUUUUUGCCUGUAAAUUAUAAUAAACGCAACCCAUGGCGAAGAACGAUUGGACUUCACAUAACCCCUAACGAGCUACUAAGUUCAACAUAUCCUGCAAGAUCUAGUGUGAAGAAACUUCGGUUCGCACAAGCAAAAAAGCCACUCAAUUAUUUGUACUCCUAUUUUUCUGUUGAAAUUUUGGAAUGUGAUGAUAAAAGCAGUAUUACAAUUGGCCUUAGCAGAAAGGACUAUCCUAGCAAAGUAGCACCUGGAAAGAAUGCAGGAUCUGUGGGAUAUUUUUCUGAUACAGGUUCUGUUCAUAUUAAGGGAAUGGUUCAUCUGGAUGGGAUGACAUUUUCUCAAGGUGACGUCAUUGGCUGUGGUAUCAUUUAUCCUUCGCAUUACAAGCGUUAUGUAGAUUUAUCUACUGAUGACAAUAGUGAUGGGAUGACAGAUGUGGUUCUUACCUCGAUAUUAAAAACUAAUAAAAAAUCUAUGGAUUUCGUUUGCAAUGUCUUGAACCUAAAUGUGGAAGGGAAUGAUGGUGCUGCAAAUUUUAAUGGCACAGAAGAAGUGACCUUUGGUACUGAAAAGGCAACCGGUGAUGAAUGCGAUUCUUACAAUGAAAAUUUUGUUGAGAGUCGAACUCAGGUAGAGGUCUACUUCACGCAUAACAUGAGAGUUGUUGGAAAAGUUUAUUCCUAUAUCCCUGUUGGUGGAUUUUAUCCCACUGUUCAUGUGUUUUCAUCUAGUGCUAUUAGAAUGAAUGUUGACUUAAAUCCGCCGACAUCUUAACAAUAGUUAUAAUUUAAAUUAUUUGUAUAUAUUUUUCACUUGGAUAGUUUUCUUGUAUGAGUUACAUUUAGUUUAUCUGUAUCCAGUCAUAGCACAACAUGUAUUACAGUGUGCUUCAACUUGAUUUAUGAAAGAACUUUUACUAUCAAAUUUUGUAAAUAGUAGUCUAGAGCUCUAUUUUCCCUGCUAUGUUAUUUAUCAUUGCUUUAUGUGUAAUGUACAUGAUGCUUUUUACGAAAUGAAAAUAGCUUAUUUUUAUA